GAAACCAAUGAUUCUUAAACCCUUCCACCAUAUAUAUAUAAACAAACUACAUUAUCAAAAGUUUAUGAAGGUUUCAAAAAUCAGAGCAGAGCCAAAGCAGCAAAAUAUGGUUUUCAGAACAAUUCAGACUUCUUCCAUAUUCUUCCUCUUGUUUAAUCUACAAUUCUCUUUAGAUUCAAGCACUGCACAAAAGCUCCCACAUGAAGCAAUAAUGAAAGAUGAAAUUAUGGAUUAUCAAGAAUUUAGCAAUGAGAUUUCCUCACCUUCAAUAUCUUCUACUCAACAGGAUAAUAUCCCCAUCAUCAUCCCAAGGUCUUCUAAGAUGACAACACCAAUUAUAAUAACUCUGGAAAGUCCAACACCAACUACCACCACUCAACCAACAAUCCCCAUCAUCAUACCAAGUCCUCCUAUGAUGACAAAAACAGUAAUAACGCAGGAAAGUCCAACACCAACAAUCACUACUCAAUCAACAAUCCCCAUAAUCAUGCCAAAUCUACCAAUAAUAACGCAGGAAAAUCAACCACCACAAAUAUUACCAACGAGCACCACUCAACCAACAAUCCCUGCAGCAUCGAGUGGACCCUGGUGUGUGACGAACCCAUCUGCAUCAGAAGCUGCUGAUCUUCAAGCGUUUCUUGACUAUGCUUGCGGAUAUGGAGGUGCAGAUUGUUCAGCUCUUCAACGAGGGUCUAGUUGCUAUAACCCACAUACAGUCUCAUGAUCAUGCUUCCUACGCAUUCAAUGCAUACUAAAUCCAUUUUUCAACCAGUAUGGAAUAUUGAUAUAUUUAAAUAAAAAAUGGAUUGUUUUGAUUAUUGUUCUUCAUUUACAUUAAUAUAUAUAUUUUUAUUUUAUA
Molecule: messenger RNA, 859 nt
Organism: Impatiens glandulifera
Lineage: Eukaryota; Viridiplantae; Streptophyta; Magnoliopsida; Ericales; Balsaminaceae
Exons: 2
Coding region: 8-724 (238 amino acids)
Source: RefSeq, a predicted model, not a curated record